Molecule: messenger RNA, 1357 nt
Organism: Lycium ferocissimum
Lineage: Eukaryota; Viridiplantae; Streptophyta; Magnoliopsida; Solanales; Solanaceae
Product: calcineurin B-like protein 4
Exons: 9
Coding region: 392-1081 (229 amino acids)
Biological process (GO): calcium-mediated signaling
Molecular function (GO): calcium ion binding; kinase binding
Source: RefSeq, a predicted model, not a curated record
UUCAAAUUUUCAUAUGUUACACAGGGUAUUUGGUUCAAUUAUAAUGUUGAACUUGCUCUAGAUCAGUUUCUUUACAAAUUUUUGGGUUUUUUCCUAGUGAGUUACAUCCACUUUUAUAUGGAAAUAUGCUUUAAAUUAAGUGGUUUUGAAUAAUUUUGCUUUCUAUCUUUAUUGGGUCCUACAUCAGUGGUGAAUCUGUGAUUUAGAGUGAGUGGUUCUAAAUUGGUCUUGAUCUCUCUAUAUAUAUUUUUGAAAUUUCAUGUAUACAUGGUAUUUGGUUCAAUUGUACCCGUGGAACUUGCUCUAGAUCCGCCUCUAUACUCCGUAUGAUCAGCAACAAUUUUCCGGGUGAAAACAUCUAUCACUGGAUCUUUAAGUCCUCUGCUGGAUAAUGCAUGCUUUAGCGGGAUGCUUUCGUUCCAUGAAAUCUAAACGUCCACCUGGUUUUGAGAAGCAUGACUUACUAGCUUCUGAGACUUCUUUUUCUGUUAAUGAAGUGGAUGCGUUGUAUAUUAUGUUCGGAAAACUAAGCAACUCCAUAAUUGAUGAUGGUCUUAUUCAUAAGGAAGAGUUUCUCUAUGCUCUUUUCAACUGUAGCCCUAAGCAGAAUCUUUUUGCACAGAGAGUAUGUGUUUCACCCUUUUUGACGUUGUUUGAUUUGUUUGAUCUUAAGCAUAACGGGGUUAUUGAAUUUGGAGAAUUUGUUCGAUCAUUAAGCAUAUUCCACCCAAGGACUCCUCAAGAAGACAAAAUUGAAUUUGCAUUUAAGUUGUAUGACUUGAAGCACACUGGAUUCAUCGAACGUGAUGAGUUGAAGGAAAUGGUGUUUGCUAUUCUGAACGAAUCAGAAUUGACACUUUCGGAUGAUGUUAUCGAAGCGAUUGUUGAUAAGACAAUUCUAGAGGCGGACAAGAACGGAGAUGGACGGAUUGGUCCAGAAGAGUGGAAGGAAUUGGUCACAAGAUAUCCUUCUAUCAUUAAGAACAUGACUCUACCAUUCUUAAAGGAAGUAACUCAAAUGUUUCCAAGCUUUGUGCUGAUAACUGAAGCUCAAGAUUCGCAACUAGUGUUUGAAAACUGAUCAAUGCCAACUGCCUAAUUCUAUUCUACUGCCGGUGCUCAGAUAUCACCAAGCGUUUGAAAAGUACCAGUCCAAUUUUCCUUUUUUUUUUUUUUUUUUGGAUCAAUAGUUCUGUGUGCUCUUUGGCAACCAUAAACUGUAUACGAAAAGUAUUCACUCUAUAUGAGACACUGGCAGCAACUGUAACAUAACUAAGGAUUUUGGUAAUUUUUCCAUCUCACUGUUCGUAAAAUUCAAUUGAUGAUAUUCAGAUGUACCGAUCUUUCAAUUGCAGAA